GUGCUCUCCAGGAUAUUCAGGGCCACCAGAAUCAUCUCACACCAACACAGACACCCGCUCCGCACAGUCCGAAACCCUUCUCCUGUUCUCGUCCAUCCCUUUGACAAUGGACUGGACACCAACCGUCUACAACCCUCCACCGCUGGCAUUGUAGAAGUGGGGCAAUACACGUAGAGCUCGCUGCUGUUUCGACCCUGCAGACACCCGACACGCUACUAGCGGCCAUCAACAUACCACCAUCAACACCGCCAUUACCCCCCGAGCAACCACCUGUAGCCUCCCCGGAAGGCCAUGAUCUCCCUCCGCACACGCAGCAUAACACCCACCCUAUAGCUGCACUACUCCCUAGAGGAUGCCCAUCGAACGAACCGACCGAAAUAACCCACGGCCAUUGAAGCCGACGCUCGCUAGUAACCGAACUGCUGCGAAGACGCCCUUGACCCCUCGACUUGCGGUUGCGCCCACCGCUUCCUCCACCGUUAGCUCAUCGAGCACCCGCACCACCCGCACCAGCAAUGGAACCACCCCGGCCAAGCCUGCUGCUUCCUCACACAACGACGUGACGCCUGUGAAGGCCUUCCUGAGCAGCAAUGUGACUCCUCGCUCUUCUUCGAGGAAAUCCCGCGUUGGUGUAGACAGCACGUCGUCGACACCCAGCGGCACACCCUCCGCCACACCGAGCAGCUCGCGGCCAGGAUCCACGGUAGACUUUCACAGUGGACACAGUGCCGUGGGAAAGAGCGGUGGUUCUUCAGUCGGAGUCCGCCCGCGGAGUACACCGGGACCAAGCAGCAGCCAUGUCACGCCAACCCCGAGGUCUUCGAUUGGCGCGUACAACAACCCCCCGUCCGAGACGGGUUCCAGGAAAGACGCUUCGUCGCUGUUUUUCCAUGCCAACGACGCCCGCCCGCACGAGCAACCGGCACCAGUACUAGCAACAGCACCCCCAAAGAAAACACCUACCUUCUUCUACGCUGAUGGCAGACAAGAUGACGCCCCUCCGAAACACAACGUGCCUUCGCCACCGCUAUCAUCCGUGGGGAGGGCUCAGCCAGAGAGCAAGUUCUUCCACGCAGACUCGCUUUCCGAGAAAAAAGAUCGCCAGCCGACCCUCACUCCGCCAGUUAUGCCCAUGUCGCCAGAUCUGCUCCCGCCUUCUGAGAACCUACAGUCGCUGCGUCCACCAUCGCCUACGAAGGACUUCGCGCAUCUGUCGUAUCGCAAAGGAGCCUCUCAGGUCCGGCCAGCUCUUAGUAGAGGCAGUUCUGGAAACUCGGCUUUGGCCAUCUUGGCUGGACCGAAUACGCCGGAUGUGUCUGAUCGCACCAGACGCAGGUCCAGUGUUGCCUCUACUAUAAAGCGAGGACAUGUCAAGAGUUCUAGCCUGUCGUCAAUCGAUUCUGUGACUAGCUUGAAAAAGGCACCGACUGCUGAAUCAUCCGCUAUGGCACCAAGCCCGCUACAUACUGAAAAUCGCGCUCCUGGCGAUGCAGCAGCUACGCCCUCUCCACGCUUGACUGCGUUCUCCCCUAUAGGAUCUCCGGUAUCCGGCAGUCCAUCGAGAAAUAGCGAUGGCAAGAGUGCGCUCGAGAUGAUGAACGAGCUUGCUGCCAACGCACGAAGGGAACGUAAAGUGCUUGACCUUGAGAUCAGUAACUCCUCGCUUCUUGCUAUCAACCGGUCCUUGGAAAAAGAAGUUCGAAAGCAAAAGGCUGAGCUCAGACGCUUCCGUCGCAUGAGCCGAGCUGGAGUCUUUUCUGCUGACACGGCUGGCGAACCCCUGGAAACCUCGGCUAUUGGCGCUGGUAAUAUAGGAGAUCUGUCUGACAUGUCCGAGGCGGAAGAAGAAGAAACACCUGAAGAGGAGGAGGAAGACCCGGAAAGCAGCGACUCUUCUUUCGACGACAGCGCUUUGAGUCCAAGCGCUCAACUGGAGCGGGAUGAAACACAUCGCUCACGAGACGAGAAGCGUCUCCAGUUAGACCUCUCAAAACAUCGAGAGAUGCUCAACGACAGUCAGAAGAUGAACCAGAGUCUGAAGAAAUGUCUCGGGUGGACAGAGCAACUGAUUAAGGAUGGUCAAAAGGCACUGGAGUACAAAGUGCACAUCAGCGAUGUCAAAGUAGGUGGCCGCGUACUUGUUCCAGAAGACGACGACAACGAUAUCAGCGAAAAGCGGGAAUCUAGGGGCCUCCUCAGCCCUUGGAGUCCAAUACACAGCGCCAUAGAAGCUCUGGACUCUCCGUUCUUCCCACAACAGAGCCGAGUCAUCGACCGAGACAGUGGCAUAGACCUCGAAGGUCUCGAACACAUGGAGGAAGACAGCGACCAGUCUCGGGCAGCAUCUCCGGUGGACGAGGGCCCAUCCAGGAGUCCUGUGAAAGAGUUCCGUCCCAAACUGCCAGGCCAAUGGAUCUCGUACGCAACGACACGUGAAACGGACCUGAAGAAGCACGAGACCCUCAGCCCACUUGGCUCGCCAUUUGAAGAGCGAAUCAGGUAUCUCCAUGCGUCUAUCGACGCCCUGGAAGCGUCAUAACCAUAUAAAUUUUCGCUUCUUCCAGUUUGCACAUACCCACCUUACAUACCCAACUUUUGUUUGCAGCAUGGGAACAGGCGUUUACUAUAAAGGAUAGCUUUGCCGGUCUGCAUCUUCACCCCACUGGCGCACAACGGCACAAUGCGUCGAAUGUGAUUUCGACGCCCCUACGACCGUUUCCUUUGUUUUUGAUUGUUCGUUCUUUUCACGGCCGCAAUGUACACUCUCGUUUAUUUGAUAAUGUCUGAAUCUACGGCCUUGAACAAUCUUUGACAAGAUUGGGUCGCGUAUUGGGCUUUUGUGUGUGCAGUCAGUCAGUUUUAAUGAUACCCCCCGCUUCAAGCGUUUACAUACAAACACAUACAUAGCCAAUAUAUACAUCACUUUUUCAC
This is a messenger RNA of Alternaria alternata, 2931 nucleotides long. RefSeq lists its product as hypothetical. The transcript has a single exon. Lineage: Eukaryota; Fungi; Ascomycota; Dothideomycetes; Pleosporales; Pleosporaceae. The coding region runs from base 353 to 2539 and encodes 728 amino acids. The record is from RefSeq and is a predicted model, not a curated record.